AUGAUCGCCUGUUUCUUCUUAGGCAGCAUGCUGGCCUACGGCCUAGUGAUGACUGUCUACCGACUUCACUUUCACCCUCUCAGCAAAUUUCCCGGACCAAAAGUCGCAUCUAUUACUGGAUUAUACGAGAUAUACUUUACGGCAUGGGGGGCUGGGUCAUUUGAGGAAGAAAUUGAUCGCAUGCAUCAAAUAUACGGACCCGUGGUUCGCAUUACUCCUGAUGAAAUUCACGUUCAAGAGCAAUUUUACAAUACCAACUAUGCAGAUGGUUUGAUCAAAGGUACACGAGUCUUGGACUUUGGGCGACACCAACCAGGGCGAGCCUCGAGAGCUCUACAGAGCAAGAAGCGAUCAAUCUCACGAGCACGAUCAAUUUUACAACUCGAGGUUCUUCAAAUCAUCCAUGGUUUGGUACAAAAGCAUCAGUCAUACCGAUUUUUCGGUUCUCGGAUCCAGUCGUUCAUUCCCCUGCCUGAGCUGCAUGAGGUUCGCAUUGAUCUCUCCGACGAGAGCGAUCUAGAGGAUGGCCAUCACCAGGUUGUUCGUCGGUCAUCGAUAUCAGGACCUCAGUCUAAAUCAGACAUGUUUGAGAGCAGCGAUCAAGAGAAUUCCUAUUUGCCAGCAGUCAAUGGGCAGGCGCUUUACUCGACCUUGCAAAGCAGCGGUCGCAGUCUACCAAUUUGA
This is a messenger RNA of Penicillium angulare, 684 nucleotides long. RefSeq lists its product as uncharacterized. The record is from RefSeq and is a predicted model, not a curated record. Gene Ontology annotation, molecular function: oxidoreductase activity, acting on paired donors, with incorporation or reduction of molecular oxygen; monooxygenase activity; heme binding. Lineage: Eukaryota; Fungi; Ascomycota; Eurotiomycetes; Eurotiales; Aspergillaceae. The coding region runs from base 1 to 684 and encodes 227 amino acids. The transcript has 2 exons.